Molecule: messenger RNA, 473 nt
Organism: Anopheles moucheti
Lineage: Eukaryota; Metazoa; Arthropoda; Insecta; Diptera; Culicidae
Product: small integral membrane protein 8
Exons: 3
Coding region: 194-451 (85 amino acids)
Source: RefSeq, a predicted model, not a curated record
CUCCGGGUUUGGGAAGUCGUUUUGUGGUGGAAAUUGCUCUACAAAUCAAAAUAAUCGAACAGGCGAAGGAAUUUGAAAACGGUUGAUAGACCCAUCCCCAUUUGGUCGGUUUUUGUAGCCGAGACCAUAUAAACUGGGAGCUGUGGGAUACGUCGCGGCGAUUGAAUAAUCAUACGGACAGGCUUCCAGCAGGAUGAGUGAAAAGCCUAAAGAUCCCGCACCCGGAGACGGUAUCCGCUCCAUGCGUUCUACGAACGUUUUCCGAGCUAUUAAUUUCGAACUUUAUGCUAAACCCAAUGUCGUUGUGAUGGGAAUCGGACUCGUUUGUCUCGGUAUCACGUUCGGCUACAUUGCGUACAUGCGAUCAAAGUACGAAGGUUUAGGAUACUACACAGCGGUGCAGGAAGACGGAAAGGAAGUGUUUGUAAAGCGGAAAUCCAAAUGGGAAUAAACAACCGGGAACGGUGUUAAGA